UGGGCUGCAAGUGCCAGGACGGGGCGGGGCCGCGCGGAGUUUCAAAUCCGCUGUGGUGGGCUAGGAGAGGGUGUCGAUUUUCGAGUCCUGGUAUCAAGCAGGGAGGAUCUAUCGGGCAGAGGAAACUGGACCAAGCACAUGGCGUCUCAGUGGCAGGGCAUGAGGACCUCCGUGCGCAGACGAUCACUCCUAAAGGAGGAGCAGCUAGAGAAGGAGGUGACCCGGUCUGCUGGAGGUCAUCUGGAGACCGGUCCCUUGGGCUCCCUGUGCAGACAGUUCCAAAGGAGGCUGCCACUGAGAGCAGUCAGCCUGAACCUUGGUAAUGGCCCCUCCUGGAAACGCCUGGAAACUCCAGAGCCAGAGCAGCAAGGUCUUCAGGCUGCAGCUCGCUCAGCCAAAAGCGCCUUGGGUGCCAUGUCCCAGAGGAUCCAGGAGUCCUGUCAAAGCGGCACCAAGUGGCUGAUGGAGACCCAGGUGAGAGUGAGGAGGAAGCGAGGAGCCCAGAAAGACAGAGGGUCGCCACCACCCAGUCUGAGUCCAAAGAACACUCGGCUAUGCAGAGCCAACCGGGACGCUAGAGGGGGAGGACUUCCUCGCCUCUCUGGCCAGAUGGGUCCACAUGCUCAUCGCCGUCAGCGGCUAAGGAGGGAGGCUGCCCUCCGGAGCCCCUGUUCCUCCACAGAUCCUCUCUGCUCUCCCAGUGAGUCUGACAGCGACCUAGAGCCUGUGGGAGCUGGAAUCCAGCAUCUUCAGAAGCUGUCUCAAAAGCUGGACAAAGCCAUCAAGGCUGAAGAGAGUGGUGACAUGACCGUCUCCCUUAUCAGUGAAUGAGGACACCAAGCAUCCUACAGAGGGGAGCUAUACUAUCCUACACGCACUGCCUUGAGAAUAUGGAGACGCACGAUGGAACCUCUGUCUUACAGGAAGCCAGCUCUGUCCAACCACCAAACCACCGGGAUGUCCAUGCUACCCAACCCAUGAACUUCCUGGAGGCGUCACUGGAUUUCUCAGCAUCCCCAGGCCACUGCUAACAAAGACCUGACUAACAUGGGGUUCAGAACCCUUUUACUUCAGCCAUAUCUGGGCCCACUGGUAACCACUGGCCACAGCCUGAGAGUGAUUUAGGAAGCCCUUGAAGAGGUGAUGGGAACUGCCCAUGUUCCCCCAGAGGACUCUUGGACUUAGGCACACUCUCCCAGCUCUCCAGCCUCACAGUUGUCCGUCCAUAUUAGGAAGGUACCAGAAGAUGCUAGAUAGUUCUGAGUCUUGAAAGUAGGGUCAAGACCCCACAGGAGUCAUCCCAUGAACCCUCCCCCUGUAUUCCCAGGCCAGAGAUUCUGGAGGACCCACUUUCUGCUCCCCACCACCAGAACCCCACAGGAAGAGAGAUGUUUACAGAGUGUGCAAGUCUCAGCUCUUGGAACCUACUUAUAAGCUCCUUAGGGGGCACGGUGGGGAACGCUGUUCCAAAGCAGUUUCUACUCUCGGUAAAUUAUUUAAGACAUCUGCUAUGUCAUUCUAUUAAAAAGAUACCAGUGUGUCAGUUUUGUAGAUCACAUCGUUUUUUUUUUUUUCAUAAUAAAAGCUCGCUUUUGAUGCCUGGCACUUUUUAAUAUAUAUCUACACAUAUCGUGACCCCGCACUGAGUGACAACUCGGAGCUCAUUCUUGUGUCCCCUACCCCCUCCACUCCUGUCCUUCACUCAGAGGGAACCAGAAUAAAAGAAAAGCUUUUUCACCUUAGCCCAAAACAAAGCACAUCUUAAAGGCAAAUAAGGUUUUUUUUUAUUUAAGUGACAUUUCAGAGUUAAAAACAGCUCACAUCAAAAUCAAGACCAAAUGUAAAAAUCUUUUAACUCCAUAAUGCUGUUUUUUGUUUUGUUUUGUUUUUUUGUCUUGUUAGAAAUCGGAUAUUUUACAUUUUCUUUUCUAACGGAUUUUGUACAAGGCAGCCAUGAGGACUAAAAUAAGCCUUUUCUAUCACAAACCAUCCAUCACAGAGAGGACUGGAAGUUACACACAGGGACAGGCAGACCUUAGACAAGGUCAGACCGGCUGCCACCACUGAGUAAACAAAGAGAAAAGGACAGUGGGUCUGAGUCUGAGGGGGAAUGUCUCACGCUAGCCACCCUCCUGGCCUCCCGCUCCUGGUGUCCCCCAUCUCUUCCAGAGUGUAGAGUCAAACUCUGAUUUUUUUUUUUCUUCCCAACCUUCCUGUUAGUUUCCCAACAAGAUCAGAACUCAAC
Rattus norvegicus (Norway rat) is the source of this 2245-nucleotide messenger RNA. RefSeq names its product PICALM interacting mitotic regulator (gene Pimreg). The record is from RefSeq and is a predicted model, not a curated record. Lineage: Eukaryota; Metazoa; Chordata; Mammalia; Rodentia; Muridae.